Messenger RNA from Verticillium alfalfae VaMs.102, 957 nucleotides. RefSeq lists its product with no specific name. The transcript has a single exon. The record is from RefSeq and is a predicted model, not a curated record. The coding region runs from base 1 to 957 and encodes 318 amino acids. Lineage: Eukaryota; Fungi; Ascomycota; Sordariomycetes; Glomerellales; Plectosphaerellaceae.
AUGGGCCCGGACGGCGGCGACAGGCAGGCUGCACCGCGGCCAAAGGCGAGCCAGACAUUUGGCAAGCGCAGCGGUGGCGUCCCUGAGGCGGGACCCCGCGUAGGCCAUGUCGGCAUCGACAGUGCAGCCCACGAUGAAAACGAGAGUGCAGGCAGCUCUGACGAUGAGUCGGAUGGCGGCUUGGAUACCGCUUCGAUUGCUACAUUGUACGCCGGGUCGGAUGCGGCCAACCCCAUCCGUCUGGACGACGAUGAGGCCGAGAACAACCAUCGCAGCGUCAGUCUCGGCCCGCCCUCGACGAUGCACCAUGCCGCGGCACUGGCGAUGCGCCCUCCGCCUGGUGCAGCUGUUUCACGGCGGUCCUCCUCGGUGACCGCUUCCACCGUGUCUGGGGCAUCGUCGGGCUCGCUGUUCGUCCCGGGAUCAGGCAUGCAGCGACGCGCGCGCCUCAUGCGGGCGCAGACGCAGGAGACGACGGCCAGCGACUUUCACGCUCGCGUCGCGGAGCAGAUUGGAGGCGGGCGGGUGACUAGUCACGAGGUGCGGUCGCAACUGGACCUCGGCGCCGUGGUCGAUCUCACGGCAGGCAGUGACGACGAGGACGCGGACGAGAGCAGCUCUGACGACAUGUCAGGUCGGCGAACUGAUGAUUCUCCAGGCCGAACUGACUCUACAGAGGUUGAUUCGAUGGAGGGCGACGAUGAAGACGAUGGUGGAGGUGCCCAUGGCGACCAUUCGCCUCGGCGUCACCCCCGGGUCGGCGACAAACGUCCUGUGGAUGCUGCUGGCAAUGUCCACUCGCCUCGGCGUCACCCCCAGGUCGGCGACAAACGUCCUGUGGACGCUGCUGGUAACAUCCACUCGCCCCGGGACCAUCCCCAGGUCGGCGACAAGCGUCCUGUGGAUGCUGAUGGUGUCGCUCACUCGCCGUCGAAGAGACUGCGGUCGGAAUGGUGA